AUGUCUGCAUAUACCACACCCAUUCCUCUUAGCGGACGAGGCCCAACGGCAAAGCUUGUGCGCCAAACAGGGAUUCCAAAAUCCAGUAAGGAUGACGAGACCAAGGCCAUUGACAUUGUAGCUGUCCACGGCCUGACCCCCUGGGAGUCCUACACUGGCCCUUCCUUCUGGCUGCGCGAUUUCAUUGCAAAGGACAUUCGUGGGGCCCGAGUGUUUACGUUUGAUUACGACGUCAAGGCAGUCUGGUUAUGCGAGGCACCACUGGAGGGCAUACAGGGCGCGACCAGGGCUCUGCUUGCUCAAAUCGCUGCUAUUCGGGAAGAUGUCCCAUCGAAACGGCCUCUAGUGUUGAUCUGCCAUGGCUUCGGUGGUUUUAUCGUUGAAUCGUGCCUGAAUGAUGCCUUCACACACUUUCCGACUAUAUUCGAUUGCACUUUGGGGGUCAUCUUCCUUAGCACGCCGCAACGCACAUCACCUGAGGUCCCCUGGGCGACGCUUUUGAAGCGUUGCGCGAGCGACGGUUUACCUCUAGGGUGGUCUCAGGUUGAACUGUCAUCUUUGGGAGACCUUAGUUGGGCAGAGAGCAGUGUAGUUGCUCUGCGCGAUAUCUCCGAGGGCUUCAAGGCAAAGGCAAAGGCAACUAAGAAAAUGAAAUUGCUUUUCUGCUACGAAGAUGUUCCGACGCCACCACAACAAGAAUGCAGUUUGAACGAGUAUUGCGCAGCACUUGGUCUUCGCAGGGAGAAGGUCGAGUUGAUGGUGGGAUGCAGUCACCUCUCCAUGGCAAGUUUCCUAAGCAGGAAGGAUGAGAACUACCAAAGGAUUAUCUCUGUCAUCAAGAAGAUGCGAAAUUCGGCAUUAAAAGAUACGGAACCGACUUCUACUUUGGAACUUUCUAAAGCUGGGCGGCAUAAAAGCCUUCAGGAGAUUCAGAACCACCGGGACACUGAGGAAUCUCAGGCCGUGAAUGUACAUGCCCUGAGUACCUUGGUCGUGGGUCAACGGAAUGACAGCUUCCAGAACACAGUUACCAUGACCCACAAUACGCUCAAAAUCACACCAUUAUCGCCGGUGCCGAUGCAUGCAUCUAGUGCUCGUGAAUUAAGCCAUAGCACACUGCCAGGUACUAUGAUCAUGCUCACUCAGCCAGCGCCAGCCUAUGGCUGCACCCAGGAUGCGUCAAGGUCCUCUAUCCAGACUUGUCCCAACACUCCACAACUCACGCAAUUUGGUCCGAGCUUGAUGAAGAUUCCCAGGCGUCCUGUUGGCCUGCCCGCUAGUAAGCCAAUGUUUGUACCGCAUUCUGCGUCUGGUCAACUGGGGCAGGAAAUACAACACUCUCAGUAUCCACUCGCCAACAUUGCGCCAAUCACUGCGCCAGAACCGAACUCCUCUGCCAAGUCAGGUAAGGAGCCCAGAAAGCCACACGAGGCGGGUCCUCUGGGCCCCGCGAAACCAGCAUCGACCCCCGGAAAUGCGGCACCCAAGCUACCAGUAGUCCAUCAACUGGUCGGUAAUAAGGUCAUGCUCUCCGCCUCUCCCAAUAGUUACAGGCCAGAAGAGAAAAUGCAUUACCCAACUGCCCAUGGCAUACCAAUCGGCUCAUCCCAGCAGAUCGCCCCGCAGCCUAGUUCAACGACCUUCCAAUACCCUCCAAUAUCGCAUCCGCUUCCUACCAAUCAUCCUGUGGCCCAUACAACCGCAGCAAUGCCUGUUCAAACCAAGACUCCAAAGAAAGUCGCAAAGCCGCCGAAGUUACACUCAGACGCGCCAACCACCAAACCUCCAAAGCUACCAGGGAUGAAGUCGGUGUCUCAACAGAACCUUCCUCAGAUGAUUGAGCCAGGAGUUAGACCGCCUCCGGUUUUGACUACUGCAGGUGGAAGAACCAUUCCCCAAAUCCAACCAGCGCUUUGUUCAACCGCUGCACAGCAGAGUCUACGAGAACUGCAGCUACAGCCAAGCUUUACUCCACCCCCCAAGAAGCCUGGGAUUUUCAGGAGGUUGCUCUCGGGUGGCAAGGUUUCGCAACCUGCCCCCACCCCAACAGGCUCCAGAGUGCCCUCUGGAUUGCAAGUUGGUCUACACCAGCCACACAACACGUCCAACCCUCCAUUUAGGCCUCCCAGUUUAGGAGCCUCUGAAGUGCUGCCGGGAUCACAAGGUGGUGCAUACCAACAGUCUAAGCCGACCAAGCCGACCAAGCCGUCCAAACCGCCCAAACCGUCCAAGCCUGCAUCCAUGCCUUCGCCUGGGCUGACUAGGUUGAGGGGCCCUGGAGGGCAUCCAGGAUCACAAGGUGGUCAAUACCAGCAGUACAAGCCGCCUAAGCCGUCCAGGCCGACCAGCUUAGGAGUCCAUGGAAUGUAUUCGGGAUCACAAAGUGUUUCAUACCAACCAUACAAACCUCCGCCCCAAGCGUGCUUGCCGCCGUAUGGCCCGCUGAGACCUGCACAAGGCCCACCCAUGCAUGGUCACAGUCCUCAUGGCCAUUCCGGGCCAGGGCAGCAUCAACAAUGGGAUCAUGGCAACCAAUGGGGCCAAGGCCAUGGUUUCUACAAUGGACCAGGUCAAACUCCUAGUCAUGUUACCGAUAAUGGUCUGAUGAUGCCAAUACUUCCAGUUGGGCCUAUAAUUCUAGCUGAGCCAACAGUUCCAGUUGACCCAACAGUUCCAAUUGAGCCUACAGUUCCCGUCGAGCCUACAGUGGCCGUUGAGACUACAGUGUCCAUUGAGACUGCAGUGUCCGUUGAGCCUAUAAUUCCAGCUGAGCCCACCGGGCCCGUCAAGCCGGUAGAACCAGCUGAGCCGACAGUUCCAGUUGAGCCUACAGCUCCAGGUGCGGCUAGCAUACUUGGGGCUCUAGGUCCAGUCAAGCCAACAGGUUCAGGUGUCCCAACAGGUACAGCCGGGGCCACAGGCCCAAUUGAGGUCACAAGCCCGGUCAAGCCAGCAGAUCCAGUUGAGCCAACAGGCCCGCCUACAGGUCCACUUGAAGCUACUGGCCUAUUCACGCCAACGAACCCAGUUCAGCCUGCAGGUCCAGUCAAACCGAUCGGUCCAUUCGAACAUACAGGUCCGCAUGAGCCUACGGGAGGCAGCUUUACUUGUGAUGGAAAUCCUGGACAGCCCUGGAAGCCUGGUUAUAGUCAUGAUCUGGGUCAUCACCCCGAAGGCCAAAAUAGUCAAAGCGGAAAUAUAGCCUCUGGUCUUACAGGUUUAGCUAUAGGAGCGGCUAGUGCAGCUAUUCUGAUGUCCUCUACAAAUCAUCAAGAGGAGGAAGACGAAAGCCAAGAAGAUACUGAUCAAGAGGAGGAAGAUGAAAGUGCAGAAGAUACUGACCAAGAGGAGGAGGAUGAAAGUGCAGAAGAUACUGACCAAGAGGAGGAGGAUGAAAGUGCACAAUAUACUGACCAAGAGGAGGAAGAUGAAAAGGAGGAAGAUGAAAGUGCAGAAGAUACCAACCAAGAGGAGGAAGACGAAAGUGCAGAAGAUACCGACCAAGAGGAGGAAGACGAAAGUGCAGAAGAUACCGAUCAAGAGGAGGAAGACGAAAGUGCAGAAGAUACCGAUCAAGAGGAGGAAGAUGAAAGUGAAGAAGGUACCGAUCAGGAGGAGGACGAAAUUGAAGAAUGUACUGACCAAGAGGAGGAAGACGAAAGUGAAGAAGCCAGUGAUCAAGAAGAGGAAGAUGAAAGUGAAGAAGAUACCGAUCAGGAGGAGGACGAAAUUGAAGAAGAUACAGAUCAGGAAGAGGAUGCUUACAGCUAUGAUGAAGAUGAAGAUGGGUAUGAUAGCUAA
This is a messenger RNA of Aspergillus lentulus, 3801 nucleotides long. RefSeq names its product alpha/beta hydrolase. Lineage: Eukaryota; Fungi; Ascomycota; Eurotiomycetes; Eurotiales; Aspergillaceae. The record is from RefSeq and is a predicted model, not a curated record.